This is a messenger RNA of Dimorphilus gyrociliatus, 2033 nucleotides long. The record is from the annotation of a GenBank genome assembly. Lineage: Eukaryota; Metazoa; Annelida; Polychaeta; Dinophilidae.
AGACGGUUUCCCUGCACCCAUAGAUAUCAAAGAGUGGUUUGGUAAACACAUUACUUAAUCAAUAAAUGGCAAUAUAUAUGGCUUUUUCUCUUAUUUCAUGACAGCUCAUUCUACGAAGGUUAUACAUUUUUUAUCAGGUAAUAGUUCAAGUCUUACAUCUUAUAAAGCUGCUAACUAAAUGAAAUAUUUUAUUAUUUUUCUUUUAUGUAAAGUAGGUGCUCGAGUAUGACUUAACAUAUUAGAGAUAAAUGAUGGAAAAUAAGCAAUAUAAUAAAUUUUAUAAAAAGAUAAAAAGACCAUCGGCACUCUUUCAAAUUGUUAUAGUUGCCUUGGUUUUAGGGUCUUUUGUCACUUUCUUGAAUAUUUACGAACUUCGAAAAUUGCAAAUGGAUCACUUGAAUUUACACAUUGCAAAUCCAGAAGCGGUUAGUGAGAGUUUUAGUAAGAAAUCACCAGUUUAUUGGAUCUUUGGAAAGCAAAUCGACUCCGGUUACCUAGAUCAUGUUAUGAGAGUGCUCGAACGCGUCGGUUAUGUUAGAGGCACUAACAAUUCCAAUUGGGAUUUACUGUGGGCGCAUGAUUAUCCUUUUGGUUCUGUGAAAGGUUUAGAUUCACUUAAGUCCCAUCAAAUGGUUAAUAAAUUCCCGGGUUCAGGGUGGAUAACUAACAAACUAUCUCUUGCUACUUCAAAUAUUAAACAAGCUCCUAAAGCUUUUAAAAUACCUUCGGAAAAAGAUGCUUUUUUUAAAUAUGCAAAGAAAUAUCCUUUAAAAAAAUGGGUACAAAAGAGUAAUAAUCAUCGCGGAAUACGGAUAAGAAGUGUUGAUGAGUUGGAUUUCUCAACUGGGAAUACAUUUGUUCAGGAAUAUAUUGAUAAUCCCUAUUUGAUUGAUGGAAAGAGAUUCGAUAUAGGAAUAUACACAACUUUAGUAUCAGUCGAUCCGUUACGAGUAUAUAUUUUUGACGGAGACUGGUUAAUGAGGUACUGCGCCAAAGAUUAUUACCCUUUUGAUGCUGCAGAUGUUAAAAAAUAUGUCGUGGGCGAUGACUAUACACCAACUUGGAAAAUGCCUUCUCUAAAAAAGGCUUAUACUGAUUUAAUGUUUACACAUCGAGAAUCUUUUUUUCAUUUUGUUAGAAGUAAAAAUGAUAGCGUCAUAAAAUUAACUAACCAAAUACAUGAGGCUAUCAGAAACGUUUAUAUUUCAAAAGUAUCUUCUCUUAUUAGAUCUAUGUCGUCGUACGGUGGCACAUCAAACUUUUUCGAAAUGGUUCGUUUUGAUUUCGUUGUUGAUAAAGAUCUUAAUGUUUAUCUAAUGGAGGUUAAUAUGUCUCCAAACCUCUCUACUGCACAUUUUUCUCAAAAUAGACUUUUAUAUGAGCAAGUUCUAUAUAGCAUGUUUAGUUUAACAGGAGUAGCCAAAACUGUAGCGAAUAAUUGGAUUAAAACGUAAGUUAAUUAGCUAAUUAAAUACUAAUGUUUUCCAAUGUUUUAUAUGUUUCAUGGGGAGUUUUUCCAGAUCUAGGCACGCAUACGAAAUGCAAAUUUCAGAAAGAGAUAUACAUGUGAAUAUUGAACAUUGUGAUUCUCCUCAAUGCACCAAAAACUGCGCUAUCAUUGAGUGUCAGUUAUGUAAAUGGUGUUUAAAUCAAGAAAUAUCGUCUGAUCUACAACGAGCAUAUAAGGAACACAUGAAUCGGAAUAGAUGGCGCCGUGUUUUCCCUCCGCCGUUUGGCAAUCAAAAAAAUGCUCUAAGUUGGAAGAAGGAUACGUAUUUUGACAAAUUGUCGGAAAAAAAUAAAUUGUUAUUUCUCUGGUUUAGAGGAAAAUGUGUUCAAGACAAUCGCUGGUGUGCCUAAUUAUUGUAUAUGUUGAAUUAGUUAUUAUAUUGUUAUUGAAUAUGUUGAAUAUUAAUGGCACUUGGUUAUCGUUAUUUUAGUGUUAAUAAAUAUCUUCCGGAAGAGCUUGUAAUUCAUAAGCCUUUAAAGUCGAGUGUAAAUUAACGAGAAUAACUUAAGUAGUAGUCGUUACG